Molecule: messenger RNA, 556 nt
Organism: Helianthus annuus (common sunflower)
Lineage: Eukaryota; Viridiplantae; Streptophyta; Magnoliopsida; Asterales; Asteraceae
Product: ATP synthase subunit epsilon, mitochondrial
Exons: 2
Coding region: 109-321 (70 amino acids)
Biological process (GO): proton motive force-driven mitochondrial ATP synthesis
Cellular component (GO): mitochondrial inner membrane
Molecular function (GO): proton-transporting ATP synthase activity, rotational mechanism
Source: RefSeq, a predicted model, not a curated record
GGAUCUAUGCCCUCACACACACUUUCAUAUACAUCUGCUCGCUCAUCUGUAACAACAUUUCAUCAUCAUAUACAUCUGCUCGGUCAUCUGUAACAACAUUUCAUCAAAAUGGCUUCAACAGCUGCAGUGCCGUUUUGGAGAUCUGCCGGAAUGACCUACAUAACCUACUCCAACAUAUGUGCAAACCUUGUCAGAAACUGUCUCAAAGACCCCUACAAAUCCGAAGCUAUCAGCCGUGAAAAGGUCCAUUUCUCUGUUACCAAAUGGGCCGACGGAAAGCCUCAGAAACCCACUAUCAGGUCUGAUUCUCCUGAAGAGUGAGGCGGGAAGAUGUUACAUUUUGCGUUUGUUACUGAAGUUGAUCUGGGCUUGGUUCUUGUUGCACAAAUAAUUUUUCUAGCAAUUUGUUGGAUUUGAACCUUGUUUGAAUGGAUUUCUGUUAUUUUUGAUGUUGGUGGUCUUUGAUUGGUAACGAUCCAAUGUACUGUUUUUGUUAUUUAACAACUCUUUACUCUAGUUGUAUAUAACCGUGUGGAUUUGAGGCCACUUCUACGCA